AUGUGGCGCGACCGCAUUUCCGGCCAGUCGACUCCCUCCAGCGUGAUUCGCGCACCCUCACUACCCCGGAGAUCCUCCUCCCAGCUAUCUCGCGGCCCCUAUAACAAUCGACCCGGCGCAAUCCCCAAGACCUCAUCUACCUCUCUACUAAUAACCCCGAGUGACUCGACGACCUCCCUUUCGGGUGCUGGACGAGGACCGAAUGGCACCGGACUGAGGCAAACAAGCGGACAGCGGCCCCGUCCGGCCACCGUUCCAGACCCAUUAGAGGUAUUAAAUGGGAUCAUUGGCACAAACGACUCGGGAAAAGAUACCGUACAAUCGUUCACCCAACCAGAAACGAAGCCAUCGGAGCUCAUAGAGGUGAUAGAGUUCGAGGGCCUGAGCCUAGAGGAGUUCAUCGCCAAAGACGAUGAGGCACCCCCGACGCGAAAGACGAAACGCAGUGAGGUCAACGCACAAACAACCAAGCAGUUUGAACAAGAGCGAGACAAAUUUCAGGACCUGCACACGUCCAUUACCGGCUGCGACGAUGUAUCCAGGUCGGUUGAGCUAUACUUGAAUGAUUUCCAGACGGAACUGGGGGCAGUUUCCGCGGAGAUUGAAACCAUACAAACGCGCUCCACACAAUUGAAUGCGAUGCUGGAGAAUCGACGGAACGUGGAACGACUUUUGGGCCCAGCAGUGGAGGAGAUUAGCAUUUCCCCCAAGACCGUGCGCACGAUUGUCGAGGGCCCGAUGGAUGAGAACUGGGUGCGCGCAUUGAACGAGAUAGAUGCUCGCACGACUAGCAUUGAAGCUAAGGCGUCCUCGUCGAGUGGAUUCAAAGCGAUCGAAGAUGUCCGGCCUCUUUUGGUUGAUGUGAAGAACAAGAUCCGAGCAAUGCGAUCGCCAAAUAUCAACUCCCAGAUCAUUCAGCAACAACGGCUGGUGAAGUUUAAGGAUCUUUUCACUUAUCUCUUCAAGGCACACCCUGCCCUUGCCGGGGAGAUUGCACAGGCCUACAUCAACACCAUGCGCUGGUACUAUACCUCCAACUUCACCCGUUACUUGCAGGCUCUUGAGAAGAUAAAUGUCUAUCCCAGUGACCGAAAUGAGGUUCUGGGAGGCGAGCCUUCUACUCAUCGAACUGGCAACAUUCUCCCGGGCGGCCGAGCUGGCUCUGCUGCCCAUGAUCCUUUCUCUCUCGGUCGACGCACUGAUAUUCUCCGAAACACCAACCAGCCAGCUUUAUCCUCGUAUCUAGCAGAACAAGACAACGCUUAUCACGGGAUCGAAGUGCCGUUCCGGAAUUUCAGCGUUGCGUUGGUGGACAACGUGUCCGCCGAGUAUUCCUUCCUCACUGAAUUCUUCUCUCCUUUCACAUUUCAUGAAAUUUCACGCAAGGUUGUGGAAAUCUUCCAGACAGUCUUUGCCUUGGGGCAAAACCUCACUAAAAAGCUGAUCGACAACACCACUGACUCGUUGGGUGUUUUGAUCUGUGUUCGUCUCAACCAACACUCCGCUUUUGAGCUCCAGCGACGCAAAGUCCCCGUCGCCGACUCAUACGUCAAUGGUAUCAACAUGCAUCUUUGGCCACGCUUCCAGGUGAUCAUGGAUCUUCACGGGGAAUCUCUAAAGCGAGCUGGUUCCAACACCGGACGCAGCGCCGUUUCCGCUCUUUCUCUCGCCGGUGGAGAUGAUUUGAAGCAGUCCUCGGCCCCGCACUUCCUGACACAACGGUUCGGACAGCUGCUUCACGGUAUUCUCGUGCUGAGUAGUGAUGCUGGGGACGACGAGCCUGUGGCGAACAGUUUAGCCCGUCUGAGAAGUGAAUUUGAUACCCUCUUGGCGAAGCUCAGUCGAAAUGGGACAGAUGCAAAGCGGAGAGAACGAUUCCUGUUUAACAAUUAUUCGUUGAUAUUGACCAUCAUUAGUGAUACCAACGGCAAAUUAGCCGUCGAACAGAGAGAGCAUCUGGAUGAGAUGCUGAAGAACUGCAGCAAGCGUUAG
Messenger RNA from Penicillium daleae, 1992 nucleotides. Its product is annotated as putative GARP complex subunit (Sac2). NCBI's taxonomy places the organism in Eukaryota, Fungi, Ascomycota, Eurotiomycetes, Eurotiales, Aspergillaceae. The transcript has 4 exons. Gene Ontology annotation, cellular component: GARP complex. The record is from RefSeq and is a predicted model, not a curated record. Gene Ontology annotation, molecular function: syntaxin binding. Gene Ontology annotation, biological process: retrograde transport, endosome to Golgi; Golgi to vacuole transport; endocytic recycling. Bases 1 to 1992 code for a protein of 663 amino acids.